Messenger RNA from Astyanax mexicanus (Mexican tetra), 785 nucleotides. It is a transcript of the gene txnl4a, whose product is annotated as thioredoxin-like 4A. The transcript has 4 exons. Gene Ontology annotation, cellular component: U5 snRNP; U4/U6 x U5 tri-snRNP complex; spliceosomal complex. The coding region runs from base 158 to 586 and encodes 142 amino acids. Gene Ontology annotation, biological process: mRNA splicing, via spliceosome. Lineage: Eukaryota; Metazoa; Chordata; Actinopteri; Characiformes; Acestrorhamphidae. The record is from RefSeq and is a predicted model, not a curated record.
CGUGCGCACGUGUGUGUCGUCACUUCCGUAUCCUGCUCAGUCCGCGAAGAGCUCCGGCGGAUGGGGGAGGUCUGAUAGAGGCAGAGAACAGCAGCACAAAUAAACACAAACUACACUGAUUUCCUCUUACUGAAGGGAAAAUAUUUUUUGAGCCAAGAUGUCGUACAUGCUUCCACAUCUCCACAACGGCUGGCAAGUGGACCAGGCCAUUCUGUCCGAGGAGGACCGUGUGCUCGUCAUCCGAUUUGGUCACGAUUGGGACCCCACGUGCAUGAAAAUGGACGAGGUUUUGUACAGUAUUGCUGAAAAGGUCAAAAAUUUUGCCGUCAUUUACCUGGUGGAUAUCACUGAAGUGCCAGACUUUAACAAGAUGUACGAGUUGUAUGACCCUUGUACGGUCAUGUUCUUUUUCAGGAACAAACACAUCAUGAUUGAUCUUGGGACUGGUAACAACAACAAGAUCAACUGGACCAUGGAGGACAAACAGGAGAUGAUAGACAUUGUUGAGACUGUUUACAGGGGCGCAAGGAAAGGAAGAGGUCUUGUGGUGUCUCCCAAAGACUAUUCAACAAAAUACAGAUAUUAAUGUAUUUUGGUCACUUUGUCACUUCUCAAGUCUAUUCUGUGAUGUUUCCCUUUUUUGGAUACCUCUGUGGAUCAGUUUGUGGAUGUUUUUUUUUUUUUUUUGGCCAUGCGGAUAUUGACGUGGCCUUGUCCUUUAGUAUUGUUUGUUUUGUGUUCUUGAUGUUUGCCUACUUGUUGUGAAUAAAUAUUUGUAAGAAAAA